Molecule: messenger RNA, 3416 nt
Organism: Xiphophorus couchianus (Monterrey platyfish)
Lineage: Eukaryota; Metazoa; Chordata; Actinopteri; Cyprinodontiformes; Poeciliidae
Product: small conductance calcium-activated potassium channel protein 1-like
Exons: 10
Coding region: 137-2179 (680 amino acids)
Biological process (GO): potassium ion transport
Cellular component (GO): membrane
Molecular function (GO): calmodulin binding; small conductance calcium-activated potassium channel activity
Source: RefSeq, a predicted model, not a curated record
AGAUCUUUGCGAUUCGGGCGAAUGUGACCUUCAGGACUGAGGGCUAAAAUACUUCGGUGGGAAACAAGCAAAGCCGUUUUUAAUCCUCGCUGUGGAUUGUUAAGACCCGAGCCUGGACAGUAAGCAUCUCUUCCCCAUGGAGCAUUCCCCGUCAAUGAACUCAACGGUGGUGGAUGGAGACGAGCUGGAGGACCACAGGCCCCUCCUGCCACCAAGGAUUGUUGCCCCACCUCAGGCCUACUCGCCCCAAUGUGGGAUACACCACACAGUCCAGACACCCAUCGACCACUCCGCAUGGCUGGACAGAACCCAGGCCCUGGCUACCACGCCUUUGUACAACGGCCACCUCUACGUCACUGCGACGCCUCGAUCCAACAGGAGGAGAGAGAAAACCAAGGGCAAAGAGAAAAAAUGCGAGAAACGGCUGCAAAAUCCAGGUGUGAAGGAGCGCAACCACCAGAGCAAAACUAAAACUCUGAGCGCAAACACACUCCAGGAGACGGUUACGUCCUUCACCGAUGUGCCCAUGUCCCCCAGAGGAUCACCCUUCAAGGGCCACAGCAGGUCCAACCUGGAUCUCAGGGAUGUUGACGGUCGAGGGUACCGCAAGGCAGGCAACGUUUCUCUGGAGAUGCACGACCGCCAGAGCCUCCCAGAGAUCAUCAUCACCAGCAAGGACGACAACCUCCAGCAGCAGCAGCACAAACACAAGGCGCUGCAGUAUCACCAGCACCCGGGGGAGGCAGAGGGGCCGCUGCCAGGGGCCAAGCGCUUCACCAGGAGCCCCAGCCCAAGUCCUCAGCACAGCCCCAAACGCAAGGAAGACGCCAACAAGGACUCGUACUCGCGGACGCACAACAUCGGCUGGCGGCUGGUCCGUAGGAGGGCCCUGUUCCUGAGGAGGCAGCGGCUGAAUGACUGCGCCCUGGCGGUGGGGCUGUUCGGGGUAGUCAUGAUGGUGAUGGAGACGGAGAUGUCCUGGAGCAUCUACAGCAAGAGCUCCAUCUACUCGCUGUGUUUCAAGUCAGUCAUCAGUUUUUCUACGCUCAUCUUGUUUGGCCUCAUCGUGGCGUACCACUGCUGUGAGGUGCAGCUCUACGUUCAUGACAUUGGUGCAGAGGACUGGAGAAUAGCCAUGACCACCGAACGCUUCGCCCUGAUCGUCUUGGAGCUCUUCAUAGUGGCCAUCCAUCCUUAUCCGGUGGGAAUACUGGCAUACUUCCAGAAGACCAAAGUCCGCACAACCCUCUCUGAGACCGAGCUGGAGAUCAUGCUGGCUUUGCCCAUGUUUCUGAGACUGUACCUGCUGGGUCGGGCCAUGAUGCUGCACAGCCGCCUCUUCACAGACACGGCCUCCCGAAGCAUCGGAGCCCUGAACAAGAUCCACUUCAACACCCGCUUCGUGGGAAAAACGUUGAUGACUACCUAUCCUGGUACUGUGCUGAUGAUUUUCAGUGUUUCUCUGUGGAUUGUGGCGGCGUGGGGCCUACAUGUGUGCGAGAGGCACCACAAUUACAGAGACCUUAGCAGCAACUACAUGGAAGCCCUGUGGAUGGUCUCCGUCACCUUCCUGUCCAUCGGUUACGGAGACGUGGUCCCUCACACGUACUGUGGCCGCAGCAUCUGCCUCCUCACUGGGAUCAUGGGGGCGGGAUGCACGGUCCUGGUGGUGGCGGUGGUGGCCAGGAAGCUGGAGUUGACCCGAGCUGAGAAGCACGUCCACAACUUCAUGAUGGACUCUCACAUCUCCAAGAGGAUAAAAAUUGCAGCAGCAAAUGUGCUGAGAGAGACUUGGCUCAUCUACAAGCACACUAAGCUGUCAAGAGAAAGAGACCACACCAGAGUCCGCAUGCACCAGAGGAAGCUGCUGCUGGCCAUCCACCAGUUGCGGAGAGUGAAGAUGGAGAAGAGGAUUCUUGCAGAUCAGGGGAACACGCUCGUUGACCUCUGCAAGAUGCAGAGCCUGAUGUACGACGUGCUGGCGGAGGUGCAGGGCUGCAGGGGGGAGCUGAACUCGCACAUCAGCAGCCUGGUGAAGAACGUGGAGGAGCUGAGGGAGGGCUUCCGGUGCCUGAUGCCGCUGCUGUCCAGCACGCUGUCCACACAGAACUCCUCCAUCCGCCACCUGCUGAGAGAGAGGGAGGAGAAGAGCGAGUGUGUGAGCGGAGCAGAGGGGUAGAAAGGCACAGUGGGGAGGAGAAGAACCCGGUUUCAGGAGGUUUCUAUUGAAAAUUGCACUAUGGCGGCCAUGCUGGGGCAGAUUUCCUGACUCAGGUGUUGGACAGGUUUGUACUGAUGUACAAUAUAUAUAUAUAUAUAUAUAAAACAUUAUAUGUAGCAGAAAUACAAACAUAUGUAGAAAUUUGUCCCAGUUCACUUCUUCUCAAGGUAUUUCUCCUGGACUAACACAAAACGUUUCACUGAUAUUAUAUUGAAGUCUAAUGGUGCGUUCACACCAAACGCUUCUGACGCUUCAAGUUCGACGCGUGUGCACUUUUGGUGCGUUCACACCAAACGCGCUUUGAGCAUCAGGUGCGUCUGGUUUACAUUCAAAAUCUAUGCGGAGCAUCGGACGCUCUUGACGCUUCGUAUGCUCCAAACGGUUCAAAUUGCGCCACGCUAGACGCUCGAAACACGCCAAACGGCCCUCGACGCACCUCGACAUAGGCUGCGUUCACACUGCGGCAUAAAGUGACCCAAUUCUGAUUUUUUGCCGCAGCCAUUCACACUUCCAGAUAUAUGCGACCUGUAUGUGUUCUCCAGUGAACGAGCAAACGGCCUGAAAGUAGAGGGCGCAAUGAGGUCAGCAUUCUCAGCGUUCUGCCAACCGCCAUAAAAAGAAGAAGAGCUCAGUGUGUGACAUGGAUGUGAACAUGGAUGCUAACGAUGGAGCAUAGCUUACACAUUUGUUGUUGUUGUCCGACCGAAGCAGCAUUUUAACAAAUUAAUCCUCAUUACAGUCCAUCAUGGUUGUUGUUAUUCUUUCUGCGAAAUAGGAUGCAGAAUAGUGGUGUUUGUUGAGUAUCAAUGACAUUCAGGUCGGAUGAAUGCGACGCAUUUGAAUCGGAUAAGUAUCGGACAUCCAAGUGGACUUGUUCGCAUUCGAAAUGAAUCCGACCUGUGUUGUUCAGACUGUCAUGAAAAGACCAGAUACAGGUCGCAUUACGUCAAAAGAAUUGGAAUUGGGUCACUUCAGGCUGCAGUGUGAACGCAGCCAAAGUUGAACGUAAACCAGAUGCGCCUGACGCUCAAAACGCGUUUGGUGUGAACGCACCAUUACGGAUUUAAAGUUGAUCCUAAUCAAGUAAAAUUUUACAGUUGACCUGAUAUGACGUAAUUGACGCCCUGUGGAUUAUUUUCUUCAGGUUAUUUAACUGUUUUUAAGCAUCUGUUUUGUUUUUUCUUUUAAGAAACUG